UCCCUCUCAAGGCCGGCCGGCGCGGCGAGAGCAAGCUCCGCUAGCCAAGAUGUCGGUCCCGGUGGCGUACCAGGGCAACACCUCGGCGGCGAUCGCGGACUGGCUGAACAAGGGCGACAACGCAUGGCAGCUCACGGCGUCCACGCUGGUGGGCCUGAUGAGCAUCCCGGGGCUGGUCGUGCUCUACGGCGGCGUGGUGAAGAAGAAGUGGGCGGUCAACUCCGCCUUCAUGGCGCUCUACGCCUUCGCCGCCGUCUGGAUCUGCUGGGUGGUCUGGGCUUACAAGAUGUCCUUCGGCGAGAAGCUGCUCCCCUUCUGGGGCAAGGCCGGCCCCGCCCUCAACCAGGCCUACCUCAUCGGCCGCGCCGCGCUGCCCGCCACCGCGCACUACCGCGCCGACGGCACGCUGGAGACGGCCAUGAUCGAGCCCUUCUUCCCCAUGGCCACCGUCGUCUACUUCCAGUGCGUGUUCGCCGCCAUCACGGUGAUCUUGGUUGCCGGGUCGCUGCUGGGGCGGAUGAGCUUCAUGGCGUGGAUGCUCUUCGUGCCGCUCUGGCUCACCUUCUCCUACACCGUUGGCGCCUUCUCCGUCUGGGGCGGCGGCUUCCUCUUCCAGUGGGGCGUCAUCGACUACUGCGGCGGCUACGUCAUCCACAUCCCCGCCGGCGUUGCCGGCUUCACCGCCGCCUACUGGGUCGGACCCAGGAACAGGAAGGACAGGGAGAGGUUCCCACCAAACAACAUCCUCUUCACGCUCACCGGGGCGGGGCUGCUGUGGAUGGGGUGGGCGGGGUUCAACGGCGGCGGGCCGUACGCGGCCAACGUCGACGCGUCCAUGGCCGUGCUCAACACCAACAUCUGCACGGCGGCCAGCCUCAUCGUCUGGACCUGCCUCGACGUCGUCUUCUUCAAGAAGCCCUCCGUCGUCGGCGCCGUCCAGGCCGUCAUCACCGGACUCGUCUGCAUCACCCCAGGCGCAGGUGUUGUCCAAGGGUGGGCGGCGCUCGUGAUGGGCGUCCUCGCCGGCAGCGUGCCGUGGUACACCAUGAUGAUCCUGCACAAGCGCUCCAAGCUCCUCCAGCAGGUCGACGACACGCUCGGCGUGAUCCACACCCACGCUGUCGCCGGACUCCUCGGCGGCGUGCUCACGGGCCUCUUCGCGGAGCCGACCCUCUGCAAUCUCUUCCUGCCGGUCACCAACUCGCAGGGCGCCUUCUACGGCGGCACCGCCGGCGGCGCGCAGCUCGGGAAGCAGAUCGCCGGCGCGCUCUUCGUGAUCGGCUGGAACGUGGUGGUGACGUCCAUCAUCUGUGUGGCUAUCAGGUUCGUCGUGCCGCUGAGGAUGUCCGAGGAGAAGCUCGCGAUUGGGGACGACGCCGUGCACGGCGAGGAGGCGUACGCGCUGUGGGGGGACGGCGAGCUGUACGACGUCACCAAGCAUGGUGAGGAUGAUGCCGAGCACGGCGCCAGCGCCACCGUCGCGCCUGUCUGA
This is a messenger RNA of Lolium rigidum, 1492 nucleotides long. RefSeq names its product ammonium transporter 3 member 2. NCBI's taxonomy places the organism in Eukaryota, Viridiplantae, Streptophyta, Magnoliopsida, Poales, Poaceae. Bases 50 to 1492 code for a protein of 480 amino acids. Gene Ontology annotation, cellular component: plasma membrane. The transcript is spliced from 2 exons. The record is from RefSeq and is a predicted model, not a curated record. Gene Ontology annotation, biological process: ammonium transmembrane transport. Gene Ontology annotation, molecular function: ammonium channel activity.